CCCUCACAAGUCCGCUCCUGCAUUCCCCUCGGCUGUGGUUGACCGCUUAUUUGUUUCUGCAAACUGAUCAGCGUAAAAUCUGUACCAGCGGCCUUGUUCGUCGUAUAUUCCUCUUCUCACACCAUGCCUGAGCCUCGACGCUCGACACGCGCAGCGUCCGCGAAACCUGCGUCUCAGCCCGCUACGAAGGCUACCACGAAGCCAGUCGCUAAAGCUACCUCCAAAGUUGCUUCGAAGGCGGCGGUGAAACCAACUACACAGACUGCAGAGAAACCCGCGACAAAACUCGCUGCAAAGGCCGCCCCGAAACCCACUACACGCGGCCGGGCCACCACGAAGGUGGCAAAACGCGCUGCGUCACCCGAGAACAGCCCUCCUCCACCCCCCAAACGGGCGCGAGGUGCUCCGAAGAUAGUUGAAAAUGGCGUCAACCACGUAGACGAAUCUGAGCCCGCCGCCGUCCCCAAGGUCCGCAAGGCAUCUGUUCCUCCACCACGGAAGGUCGUAAAGCAGGUCAAGCCUUAUUUCAACCCUCUUCCCACUCCUCCGGAACAUGUUCGUCCUGCGCCGCAGAUGUUUGUAUGGGGCGCUGGCAACUUUGGUCAGUUUGGUAUGGGCGCAGACCUGCUUGACGAGUAUGACAAGCCGAAGAAAAACUUAUGGAUUGAGAAGAGAAUGCGAGAAGGCGUAUUCGGUGACGACGAAGCUAGUCUGGAAUCCGUUGCCGCUGGUGGCCUCCAUUCCCUGUUCGUAGAUGAGAAAGGGACUGUUUGGUCUUGUGGAGUCAAUGAUGAUGCCGCACUUGGGCGCGUCACAACCGACGUUCCCAACCCAGAAAAGGAGGGCGAAUUCCUUGAUGUAGACACCCUCACAGCAGAGCCGAAUCCUCUCCAGUCCCUCGUGGAUGAGAAUUUCCGCGCAGUGCGUAUAGCUGCUGGUGAUACAAUCUCCGCCGCUAUCAGUUCACAGGGUGAUUUGCGUGUCUGGGGAUCGUUCCGAGGCGUAGAAGGCGUUCUCGGAUUCUCAAGCGGCCAUCGCCAUCAAUUCCUGCCUGCAUCCAUCUUGGAGUUGAAGUCAAGACCUGGAGACGCAGAGAAGUUCUCCGGCCUUGCGGCCGGAAACAACCACCUUCUCGUCUUGACUACCCAUGGCAAUGUUUACACCUGGGGGGCUGGCGAACAGGGCCAGCUGGGGCGGAAAGUCCUCGAGCGCCGUAAAAUUCACGGCACAGUCCCUGAGAAGAUCGUUUUUGGUCACCGUUCGCUGAAGGCCGUUGUCGUUGGCGCUGGGAGUUACUCUUCGUUUGCUGUUGACGAAAGCGGAGACGUCUGGGGCUGGGGUCUCAAUAGCAUGGGCCAGACGGGAACUGGAUUCAUGACCAACUCAGCGGACGCCGAGGUGCAGACCCCGAAGAAGGUCAUUGGGCUUGACAAGACAACCCUGAACGGCGCCACAGUCGUGCAGAUCGCAGGCGGGGAGCACCAUACGCUCUUCCUCACGUCCGUGGGAAGAGUAUAUGCGUGCGGUCGCUCCGAGGGCGGCCAACUUGGGCUUGCCGAUGACGACGUCGCAUUCCAAGAUCGCGAGUUUCCAGACAUGCUUGCUAAGCCGGCCAUCAUCACAUUCCCAGAUGCCGACGAUCCCGUGGUUCACAUUUCGGCUGGAAUUCACAACAAUGUCGCCAUUACGAAGGGUGGUGCACUCUAUACAUGGGGCACUGGCCCGCAGGGUGAGCUCGGUGUUGGUGAUGAGACCGAGGCUCGGAUUCCAACAGUGGUGGUUCGAAGAGAAGGUGGUUCUUGGGCUGCCGUCACAGCAUCGUGUGGUGGCCAACAUACACUGGCGCUACUGAGGAGAAAAAAUUGAUUGUCAACCGAAAUUUUCAAUCGUAUACCUGCUGGCUAGAGUGGCACCAACCGAACUCCUGACUUGUACAGUCUUAUCUCUACCGUAUUGUAAUCCGCAGUUCUAUUCGAGUU
Messenger RNA from Postia placenta MAD-698-R-SB12, 1979 nucleotides. RefSeq lists its product as hypothetical. Gene Ontology annotation, molecular function: guanyl-nucleotide exchange factor activity. The transcript is spliced from 3 exons. The record is from RefSeq and is a predicted model, not a curated record. NCBI's taxonomy places the organism in Eukaryota, Fungi, Basidiomycota, Agaricomycetes, Polyporales, Adustoporiaceae. Bases 124 to 1866 code for a protein of 580 amino acids. Gene Ontology annotation, cellular component: cytoplasm.